UAGAUUUAGGGGUAUGAUUAGGUUUAGGGUUAGAUUUAGUGGUAUGGUUAGGUUUAGGGGUAGGGAUAGGUGUAGGGUUUCUGUAGGACUCUAAAUAAACACAAAAGAACAGUGUAUUCACAUUCAAUGCGGCUCUCGCGAGACUUUAGGUAACUGGAGAUUCAAAUGUAUUAAUGUAAACCGCAGUCCAAACCGAAAGUAAAAGAAAAGAAUAGACGCCAUUCUGAGGAUGUAACCCGAAACAUCGUUGAUUUAAACCCCAGUAAUUUGUGGAGGAAGAGAAAAAAAGGAGCAUCUCCAGAACCUAGCUGUGUAUCUCUGAAGAGUGACCAGUCUAUGAUGGAUCCCCCUGGAUUAAGUGACGAAACAGUGACCUCUGACCCCAGGAGGAAGAGAACAAAAUGGAGCAUCUCCAGAACCUAGCUGUGUGUCACUGAAGAGUGACCACUCUAUGAUGCAUCCCCCUGCAUUAAGAGAUGAAGCAGUGACCUCUGACCCCAGGAGGAAGAGAAAAAAAGGAGCAUCUCCAGAACCUAGCUGUGUGUCUCUGAAGAGUGACCACUCUAUGAUGCAUCCCCUUGAAUUUAGUGAUGAAGCAGUGACCCAUGAGCCUGUGAGGAACAUAAAUAAGAUUAUCAGACCUUUGAAGUCCAGUCAGACCCACAUCAGGGAGCAUGACAUAGAAUCAGCCCUUAAGACACACACACAGUUGGAAGAGACUGAAGACCCGCAGCAGGAUUCUUACCAACCAGUAAAUAAUGUCCUGCAGAGAGUCAAAGACCAACACAAAACCAGCAUGAAGAACAAGUAUGAGAUCUUAUUUGAGGGAAUCAAAAUACAAGAGAAUGAAACCCUCCUGAACAGGAUUUACACACAGCUCUACAUCAUAGAGGGAGAGAAUGAAGUGGUGAAUGAAGAACAUGAGGUUUUACACAUGGAGAAAACAUCCAGAACUCAACACUUACAAGACACUCCAAUCUACUGCAAUGACAUCUUUAAACCCUUACCUGAACCAGGAUGUGAGGAGAAGACAAAAGACCAAAUAAAGACUGUUCUUACUAAAGGCAUCGCUGGAAUUGGAAAAACAGUCUCUGUGCAGAAGUUUAUUCUGGACUGGGCCGAGGGAAAAGCCAAUCAGGAUGUAGAUUUCAUGUUUGUGCUUCCAUUUCGAGAGCUGAACUUGAUUAAAGAUGAGCAGUACAGUCUUCACAAACUUCUGCUGGACUUUUAUCCUGAACUUCAGGAUCUGGACUCAAAGAUUUAUGAUGAGUGUAAAGUUGUGUUCAUCUUUGAUGGUCUGGAUGAAAGCAGAAUUCCACUGAUGUUUUCAGACAGUGAGAAAGUUUCUGAUGUGACUAAGACUUCAUCAGUGGGUGUGUUGAUGUCAAACCUCAUCAAAGGAGAUCUGCUUCCCUCUGCUCUUAUCUGGAUUACCUCCAGACCAGCAGCAGCCAAUCAGAUCCCCAACAAAUACAUCAAGCGUGUGACAGAAAUUCAGGGAUUCAAUGACCCUCAGAAGGAGGAAUAUUUCAGGAAGAGAAUCAGUGAUAAGCAUCAAGCCAGCAGAAUCAUCUCACACAUUAAAAAAGCAAGAAGCCUCCACAUCAUGUGCCACAUACCAGUCUUCUGUUGGAUCUCAUCCACUGUGCUUCAAAACAUCCUGAAACAAGAUGACAGUGCAGAAAUCCCUCAAACUCUGACUGAAAUGUACAUCCACUUCCUGCUCAUUCAGAUCAAUAUGAGGAAUCAGAAGUAUGAAAAGAGAGAUCCAGAGGAACUCCUGAAGUCCAACAGAGAAGUGAUUGUGAAACUUGCUGAACUGGCUUUCAAACAGCUGAUGAAGGGCAAUGUCAUGUUCUAUGAGGAGGACCUGAGAGAGAGCAGCAUAGACCUCACUGAUGCCUCAGUGUAUUCUGGGAUCUGCACUGAGAUCUUUAAGGAGGAAUCUGUGAUUCAUCAGGGGAAAGUCUACUGCUUCAUACAUCGGAGCUAUCAGGAGUUUCUGGCGGCUUUCUAUGUGUUUUAUUGCCAUUUAAGUGGCACCAUGGAGGCCCUUAAGGUUUUUGAUAUGCUUCUUAAUUUGCUCAGAGGAGUAGUAGAUAAAGCCCUGCAGAGUGAAAAUGGACAGCUGGAUCUUUUCCUACGAUUUCUGUUGGGCAUCUCACUGGAGUCCAAUCAGAGACUCUUACAGGAUCUACUGACACACACAGAGAACAACUCAGAGUGCAUCAAGAAAACCUCACAGUACAUUAAAGACAAAAUCAAGAGUGACAAACAUCUCUCGACCGAAAGAUCCAUCAAUCUAUUCCUCUGUCUGCUGGAGAUGAAAGAUCAGACUCUGUACAGAGAGAUUCAGGAGUUUGUGAAAUCAGAUAAACACUCAGAGAAUAAACUCUCUCCUGCUCAAUGUUCUGCAAUCGCCUACAUGCUUCAGAUGUCAGAGGAGGUGCUGGAUGAGCUGGACCUGAUGAAAUACAACACAUCAGAGGAGGGUAGAAGAAGACUGAUAUCAGCUGUGAGCAACUGCAGAAAAGCUCUACUUGCUGACUGUAAUCUCACUGCUCAAAGCUGUGAAAGUUUGGCUUCAGUUCUACAGUCAUCAAAGUCCCUCCUGAGAGAGCUGGAUCUGAGUAACAAUGACCUGCAGGAUUCUGGAGUGAAGCUGCUCUCUAAUGCACUGAAGAGUCCAAACUGUACACUGGAGAUACUGAGAUUAUCAGGCUGUAUGGUGACAGAGGAAGGCUGUUGUUAUGUGGCUUCAGCACUAAGUUCAAACCCCUCACACCUGAAAGAGCUGGAUAUGAGCUACAAUCACCCAGGAGAAUCAGGAGUCAAACUGCUCUCUGAGAGACUCAACGACCCAAAAUGCACACUGGACAAGCUUAAUUUGGACUAUGGAGAGCCCUCCAGGAUCAAAUUGGGACUAAGAAAAUAUGCAUGUGAUCUCACGCUGGAUCCAAACACAGUAGACGCUAAUCUCAUUCUGUCUGAGGAGAACAGGAAGGUGACAUACGUGACAAAGGAGCAGCUGUAUCCUGAUCAUCCAGAUAGAUUUGUUGGCAUUCACCAGGUUCUGUGUAGAGAGUGUCUGACUGGACGCUGUUACUGGGAGGCUGAAUGGAGCGGCUGGGGUCAUACUGCAGUGACAUAUAAAGGAAUCAGCAGGAAAGAGAAUAACCGUAGGUUUGGACUGAAUAAUAUGUCCUGGAGUCUUUUUUGUACUAAUGAUGGAUACACCAUCUGGCAUAAUAAUGAGGGCACUGUCAUACCUUCUCCUUCAUCACCCUCUAAUAGAGUAGGAGUGUAUCUGGACUGGCUUGCUGGCACUCUGUCCUUCUACAGCGUCUCUGACACACACACACUCACACACUUACACACAUUCAGCACCACGUUCACUGAACCCGUCUAUGCUGCAUUUGGGGUUUAUGAUGAUUCCUCAGUGUCUCUGUGUCAGAUUAAACAACAGACACACACACUAUGAGUUUUGCCUAUAAGGUAGGAUCUCAGUCUGACAACACAAUUACCAUUUAGAAUUCGAGAGCUACUUAUGCAUAUAUAUAUAUAUAUAUAUAUAUAUAUAUAUAUAUAUAUAUAUAUAUAAUACUGUAAUGUAUAUAUGUAUUAUGCAUCAUGGCUAAAGUAAAUAAUCUAUGUCCUUUGAUAACCAUUUGGGUCAAAAUGAAUGAAAAACAAUGCUUCAGAAUCUCAGCCUCCAUAUUCUUAAACUGGGUGCCGCUGACAGCUUUGGAUUUUUUAAUAAAAGGGAAAUGAUACGGGACCAUUUUUAUGUACUCUGCCAUGUUGCACACAUAAACUGUAAUCCCUGUGUAAGAGGGAUCGCUCACUGGUCAGAACAGCAUUUCAUCUUUUGUGAUGAACUAGACUUUAAAGAUGGAGUGUGUAAUUUCUGCGCUACUAGUGGCACCAAACGGAAUUACAAAAAUAAAGUAUGUUUUCAAACAACCUUUGCCAACACCCCUCAGACUCAUCAUGCCCUUUCGCACUCUCUGAUUCCCUAUGAACAAAUAGGCAUUUCUAAAUAAAAGAUGAUAAAUGUUUAAUGUCGUAAUAUACAAGACAACUAUAACAUAAACACACUUGACAGAAAGCAUUGCAGAAGAAUCGGCUUGUCCGAUAACAUUGCCGGUGUUAAGGAUCAACUGGUUUUCAUGUUAAAUGUGGAGUAAGCAAUUCCUGAGAAAGACUGUUGAUAUUUGAACUCAACAGCCAAACAAAUACACCCCUCUGUUCAGUGCUCCUUCAGAAGCUUGUGUGGAUCGGUCUGAUCCACUUUGUUAAUUUUACCAUUUACAGAGCCAGGGCUGUGUACAAACAUUUAUUCAGCACGCACACAGAAUGGACAGCUAGCGGACUGUAAAGAGAUAUUCAUGGAAUUUGAAAAAAAGUGUAUUGGAUUAAAAUUACACACUCCACCUUUAAUAAAAAUUUUCUAUCUAUAAAGCAUGUAUUUUUGUAAUAUUACCUUAUAUUUUUGUUUAAAAUUGUUUACAUUUAGUACAUUAAAAUGCUUUCUCUAAUAUUAGCCUAAUACGCAGAGACAACUUAAGUAAACCAUUCGAAUGGUAAUUUUAUCAAAAAGUGUAAACAUUUAAAACAUUGAUUGUUUGACCAUCUGUCUGGUCCGACAAAGCAACAUUGACUCAUCCAGUGGUGUGAGGGACUAGUAGCAGAUGGUGGGAGUGUUAAAACCAUUAUUUGGUGAUGUUAGAGGUUGCAGAAAUGAUACUCCUGUACAUUAUCAGGGAUUUUUAUGUUUGUAUCUUUUUUAUAAAUUUUAUUUAACUCAGAUUUUAAAGUUGACGUAAAAAUAAAAAAAAAUUAAAGUCACCUCCUCUAAGUAA
This is a messenger RNA of Myxocyprinus asiaticus (Chinese sucker), 4862 nucleotides long. Its product is annotated as NLR family CARD domain-containing protein 3-like. The transcript is spliced from 9 exons. Bases 452 to 3481 code for a protein of 1009 amino acids. Gene Ontology annotation, molecular function: protein binding. Lineage: Eukaryota; Metazoa; Chordata; Actinopteri; Cypriniformes; Catostomidae. The record is from RefSeq and is a predicted model, not a curated record.